Aaosphaeria arxii CBS 175.79 is the source of this 1140-nucleotide messenger RNA. RefSeq names its product NAD(P)-binding protein. Lineage: Eukaryota; Fungi; Ascomycota; Dothideomycetes; Pleosporales. The record is from RefSeq and is a predicted model, not a curated record. The coding region runs from base 92 to 880 and encodes 262 amino acids. The transcript is spliced from 3 exons.
AAAUGUCAAGGUGCAAAUAAUAGUAUCGAGAAGUUAAGUACGCGUCAAAACGUAUCGCAGUGUACCGAUUUUCUGUCAUUCUUACGGCAAUAUGACGCUGAAGUAUCUCAUUACAGGCGCAACCGGAGGCCUUGGGAAGCACGUCCUUGGCCAUUUCAUCGAAAACGUACCCUUAUCUGAAUUCGCUGCUGCAUCAUCUAAAUCUUCGAAUAAGGCUAUAUUUGAGGACCGUGGAAUCGCCUUCCGUCACGUUGAUUACGAUGACACUGAAUCACUUGAUACGAGACUACGCGAUGUUGAGAACCUUCUGUUUCUCAGUUCCAGCAGCAAAGAGCGAAUCGGCCAGCAUAUCAACUUAAUCAAUGCCGCUAAGAAAGCAGGCGUGAAGCAUGUUUGGUAUACAUCCCUCGCCUUUGGUGGCUUUGAAAACAACUCGAGGUCCCCCAUUCAAGCAGAGCAUGUGCUCACUGAGAAGCUUCUCAAAGAUGCCCUGCAAACCAAUCCUAACACCGAGCUUGGUGAGGCCACCGCCCGAAUCAUGGUCCGUGGUGGGUACGAAAACCAGAUUGUGCUGUUUACAUCGGAGGAGACCAUCACAGCGCAGGAAACGGUGCAUGUCAUCAAUGAGACCACCAAUCGACAGAUCAAGUUUCAAUCCGUCUCCCGGGAGGAGUAUAUUCGUGCAAGCCUUGUGCGGGAUGCGAGUGGCAAGUCCCAGCAGCAUUUCGAGAUCAUUGCUGGCAUAUGGGAUGAUAUCAACGACGGAGCGUUGUGUACAACCCAUCCGUUGAUGCACGAGAUUCUGGGGAGAGAGCCCACUAAACCUCAAGAUGCGCUGAAGCAGUUAUUAACGGAGAAUAGAGACUUUAGGUACCCUUAAGAUCAGAUGUAAUAUUAGGAUUGACUUCGCUCAGUCGUUGCUGAGCCUGAACAUUAGAGGCAAGUGUUCUGAAGUUGUCUUGUAGAAAGAUACCAAGGUUGAAGAGCUCAUGAGAGCAAUCCCUUAUUAAGUACGUGCAAGCAACCCUCCGUUAAGAUUGAAAAAAAGGGGAAAUCCCAAUACUGUGGGAGACGCUGGCAUAUGAUAUGAGGAAGGUUGAGCCAGCCAGACUAUCAAUUCCUAUUAGAAGCUUAGGGGUU